Messenger RNA from Cloeon dipterum, 1693 nucleotides. RefSeq lists its product as uncharacterized. NCBI's taxonomy places the organism in Eukaryota, Metazoa, Arthropoda, Insecta, Ephemeroptera, Baetidae. Bases 236 to 712 code for a protein of 158 amino acids. The transcript has 3 exons. The record is from RefSeq and is a predicted model, not a curated record.
AUAAUUGCAAAUUAAAUUCGACCAUUAAAUUCAAUUACAGUUUUUGCUGAGCGUUCUCAUGAUGAUUACGACGGCUACAUACUCAUGACUUGUGUUUUUGCUCAAGUAAAAAGCGCCGGCCACUUAAGACCGGAAUGCAAUGAUUUGCAGAUCCAACGGACUGAUAAAGAAGAUUAUCGGGCGCAGCGCAAUGCAUAUAAAAAUUGUCGAGAGACGCUUACGAUCAUCAUAAAAGAUGCAGGGCGGGCGUAUCGCACUGCUUUUAUUAGCAGCUUCCCUUGGCGCCUCAGCGCUGCCGGUGGAAAGAGAGACGGAGAUCAUAAACAUCAAUGGCGAGGAAUACCUACUGUCCAACGUGCCGAUGACGAGGCACGAGUCAAUGGCGUUUUGCGCUUCACGAAACAUGAGCCUGUUGUCUUUCGACCGGCCUGGAAGAUACGAAGACCUCUACUUCUGGUCCUGGGAAACAGGUUGGAGCUCAGCAAUCUUCUGGACGAGCGCCCUUCGAGAGGAAGGGCAGAAAAAGUGGAUUUGGGAAACGAGUGGCGAGCAAAUCACCGACUUCCACUGGGGCCUGCAGCAGCCCGAGCUGGCCAACAAUUACUCAAGACAGUGUUUCUUCUUCUGGCCCUACUUUGGAGGAAACUUCGACGAGCUGUGCACCGAGACUAACUCGUCCUCGGCCACGGCCAGCUUCUGCCAGCACCGUUGAUUUACGGAAAAUGAUUGUGGAAGCGAGAUAAGUGAAUAAUAAAGGACAAAAGACGCAGCGGUGGGCUUGCAUAUGUCGACCACCUUGGCAGGGAAAAAUUAAGCAGCAUUUGCGUCAGCAUCAAUCAGCGCGUCGGCGCAUUUUUCUAGCCUUUUAUGAGCUUUUUAUUCGAGCUCCGGCUGCGUUUUAUUAUGGGAAGAGCCGAGUUUUUCCACUUUUGAGACGGACGCCGGUCAGCAUUGGAAUUUACUGCCCAGGCUUCCAGCUUUUUGUAGUCUCCCGAGCAUAAUUUUGACACCUAGUCCCAUGUAUUAUGCAUGGGACCACGGCCAGCGCACCAAGGAUGUUAAUUUACGCGUAAAGACCCGAAUUAAUGGCUCAUAAUUGGCGUGAAAAAGUGGCCACGUAAUUGCACGUGACACAUACAAGAGCAGGCCGAGGUUUAUGAAUUUUAUGCGCGCACCGCUACAGAGCAUAAAUUUGUUUAAUUCAACCGCGUGCUAUUAUUAUUACACACGCGUCCCAAGAGGCGCAUUGUGCUCCACUCAGAGCAUAAAUUUGAAUUCUGCGUCGACGGAGAAUUUUCAAAUAAUUCAUAUUAUCAGAAAGGUUCGCAACCAAAAUAAGAAGAGAUUUAUUUCCUCACUGUUUAUUUUGCGUUAAAACGGUAAAAAUGAAAAAUAUAUACCAGUCCAUGGGAUGGUGAAAUUUAAAAUGAUUUAGUUGGGAGCGAAAAAGCACAGCAAAAAGGCUCAACUCGUAUUUUUUUGGGAGAAAAGUACGUGUUUUUUUAGUUACUUGAGUUGGGUACGUUAAACAGAUGAAUUUAAAUUAAAAUAAGCAAAACAUUUUAUAUUUGGUUUUAAUCGAAUUUAGACGGUUUAAGGGCAAAAAAUAUGGGAAGGGAAAUUCCCCUUCAAUAUUAUUUUUGAACACAAAAUAUAGGUUAAGCUAGGCUUAAUUUAAAGCAUUUGUUACCGA